GGCGGUUUUAUUUUGAAGGGUCCAGACCGGAAGUAUAGCUGACAGCGCUGUUCACGGAAGACAAGUGACCUGCAGCAGCAUAACGUUUCCCCAAAGAGAGGAGUUUAACACCGUGCAACUUCUCGCUGAUUAAGGGAGGGCGGUGAUACCAUGUGGUAGUCACAUGAACGUCAAGGAUGAGGCAUAAACAACAAGGGGGAGCCGCUGCACAGUGUCUGCUAUAGGAAAGGGGGUCUGCUGGUUGUAAAGGCCCUGCACAUGCAGCCCCCUGUGUGCCCCCUCUACUGAACAUAUGCAAUGAACAACAGCACCACUCAGCCCCCUGAAAUCUCUGAUGGGGAUGUGGCAGUCGGCUAUGUGUUGGUGCCAUUUUUCCUCAUCACCAUCAUUGGAAUAGCUGCAGCUGUGGUCAUGUAUAUCCGUAAGAGGAGAAGAGUUGACAGACUGCGGCAUCAGCUGUUGCCAGUUUACACAUAUGAUCCUUCAGAGGAGCUUAAUGAAGCCGAGCAAGAGAUUUUAUGGAGAGAAGAGGACACAAGGGUUGUGCAAAGCUGGGCUAGGAGUUAUCAACAGCGACGCCCUCUUCUGACCAAAGACGUCAAUGCAUGAUGGUGGGAAGCCAUGGCAUAGGAAAUUUUCACUGCAGAGAGACGACCAUCAGCCCCAGAGAUCAGUCAUUUCUGCAAUCAUGCACAACACUGUCUUUUUUUAAUGCUACAAUUUGCCUUUCUCUUCAAACUGGUUGCAUUUUUUUCCAUUACAUGUACAGACAGUGACUGUUAAUUUGUGUGGCUCUGAUGCCAAAUCUGUGUGCCUAACAGAUAAAGUAUCUUCAGUGUAUUUAUUUUGAAAUUAUUUAUUCCGUUUUUCUACUGAGAGAUCCAGUGGUAAGAGUCCGAAUAAAGAGGUAGACUUUUUGUGUUUACAGACACAGAUUGGUUCACAUGCACAAUCAUGGUGUUGUGAGUAACUUUCAUCAGGCAAUUAAGGUGCAGUAAGCUGCUGCAGUCAUUUGUACCAUCUUGGAUUUAGGUGUGUUCGCCACAGGGUAGGUAACGACUGUUCUGAAUUUCUAAAGAAAUCAUGACUUCUGUUGUGUGAGUUUGUGGCUGGAUAUUGCUUCAAUAGAUUUUUCUGUAUAAAUAUUUGCUGUGCAUUAGACGCAAACAUGACCGAGAUAGAAAUAGCUGUUAAAGUGAGGGUGGUGGGGGCGUGGUACAUUUUGCGUCAAGUUUCAUUUUGAGUCUAAAGUUUGAACUUUUGUUUUUAAUUUCCUCUCAGAGUUUAACAAGCUCUGCCACAACCCAGAUCUCUUUGUGGUUUUGCCAAAACCCUAUGACUCUCAUCUAUGGCAUGAAGAGUCAGAUAUGGAAGUAAAUAACACCAAGAUCCUCUCAUCCUCAGAAUGAGUCGUGACUAGUGCCCAAAAAAUGUCCUGUCUACAAGGCAUGGCACCAGCAGAUUUACCUCCAGCCUGAGAGGAAUUCCAUAGGUCUGACUGUAUCCAGCUCUCAGGAAACAUUGCUUUUUUUUUAGAUCAUGAAUUGCAACCUUCCGAAACCUUAGUUGGCCUUGCAAUUGUGAAUGUGAGUUAAUUACAAUAGAAAUGUUCUUGAAGGAGAACAUGUAUCGGUUGUGAAUAUGCAUUUAUUGAUGGACGGUUGAUGCCUCAACUUGAAAUGGAGCAUUUCAUCAGCUUCUACAUAGAUAUACUUUCUGUCAUCUCUUCAGGAUGUGAAGAACAUAGUUUCUCAUAGAUACAAUCUACUGGUUAUUCUCUAAGCACUGUUUCUUUAUUUCAUAAACUGGGGCUGGCACCACUGCAACUGAUGAAGAAUCCAAAUAUAUGCGACCCAUUGCACUGGUCUGAACACUGGAAGACUUCAUGAGAAGCUCUGAUUUCAGGUUGCACUUGAAAAAGUCAAAGAAGUCCUGAUGAAGAUGUGAGUUUGGCAGCACUGAUUUUCCUUUAGAUGGUUUGAAGAUGAAUUUGCUUUGAGAAAAUUAAAGGGUGAUGAAAAUAUUGAACAUGUAAAUAAAACAUUACAACUUUA
This is a messenger RNA of Notolabrus celidotus (New Zealand spotty), 2054 nucleotides long. It is a transcript of the gene smim29, whose product is annotated as small integral membrane protein 29. The transcript is spliced from 5 exons. The record is from RefSeq and is a predicted model, not a curated record. Bases 298 to 609 code for a protein of 103 amino acids. NCBI's taxonomy places the organism in Eukaryota, Metazoa, Chordata, Actinopteri, Labriformes, Labridae.